AUGACAACCUUCAUGCGCCUGAAGACCCCAUUCCAGGCCCGAUCCCCCAUCACAGCUCUCUCAGCAGCAAGAACACAGACACCCCUUCUCUCCCAGCGCCGAAGCUACGCAAACAAAACCGCAAACGACCCCGAGCAAACAGACACCACCACGCAUCCCCAAGAUUUACCCAAUGCCCCAAUCCCCUCCAAUAAAGCACGACCCACUCUACGCGCAGGAACUCAGUCCCCGCUGGCAGAUAACGAGGGUCAUCUGAGAGAGGAUCUACCCGAGGACGUGAAGAAGCAUAACAAGGAGAUGGAAGAGCGGUAUGAUCGACCCUACAACCGUACAAGCGACGAGGGGAAAGUCGAGCCAGCCUUUCAAAACAAAGGGUAA
This is a messenger RNA of Penicillium paradoxum, 378 nucleotides long. RefSeq lists its product as uncharacterized. The record is from RefSeq and is a predicted model, not a curated record. Bases 1 to 378 code for a protein of 125 amino acids. Lineage: Eukaryota; Fungi; Ascomycota; Eurotiomycetes; Eurotiales; Aspergillaceae. The transcript has a single exon.